AUGGACAUUUUCGGACGCCUGGAGCCCGUCUUUUACCAACGUCCGCCAUACACUGUCUACGGGAAUGACACUUUCCCGGCUUCUCGAUUAUACAGACCAACUGACAAGGAGCAGGAGCAGAGAACACAUGUUGUUGGUCCAUUACAGGUAAUUUAAUCGAUCAAUAUUUUUUUUCUAUUUAUGGAUGACGUGGACUUUUGGAGCGAUUUCGCCUGAAUUUGCUUCAAAUUGAUGGUUUCGAUUUAAAAUGGAUGCUUUGAAUUUCGCCCCAUUUUGUGAAAAUUUAGUUUGUGUGUUGAUUUUCUUAAGUUUCGGAGCCUUUUCGAACCGAGAAAUGUUUGAAAAAAUUUGAAAGUUGAAGUAGAAUGUGGGGAGUUUUGAAUCAUUCUGUCAAGAUUUUCAAAAUCGGCCAAAAAAAUUGUUUUUCUGGAUUUUUCUUAUCAGAUAUUAAAAAUCCAGUUGUUUGCUAUUUUUUUCAAAAAUAAAGUUUUUGAAUUUUACCCUUAUUAAAUUGCAAAUUGAUAGUAAUAUUCUUUAUUUUUCAGCGAAAAACCGAAAAAUGCCGAGUUUGCUCGCGCGAAGGCGCAUCACUCCACUAUGGGGGCGUCGUUUGUGGGUAAGUUUAUUCGAAUCAAAAAAUACACGUGAAAUACGGAAAUAUUCGGGAAAUUGUGUGUGUUUUGACCUUUUCCAGCUGUCGUUUUACUCGGAAUCAGAAGGAUCACCUGCGAAUUGCGAAAAAAUUUGAAAAGUCCGAAUUUUCAAUACAAAAAUAAAAAUUUGGAAGGUUUAAAAUAGAAUUUUCAAAAUAAAAUGAAGAUUUCAACGUCAAACCGUAUUAUCUUUUUUUGAAGCCAAGAAGCUUCAUUUUUUCCAGUUGGAGGACCGUUUCAGGGAUAUAAGCUGGAUCGUAAAUUUUAUCAAAAAUUUAAAACGAAAGGUAAAAAUUAUAGAGGCUGCAAGAUUUUCUUCGCACGGGCCGUCAAGAAUCCUCGCGGAUUCGCUUGCGAACGACAGGGUUCCUGUGAGAUGGGUCCAGGUAAGGGAUAUUACAAUGAAAUGGACUUAAUUGACUUUUUUUUUCCGAUUCAAGAACUCAUCCUACUUUCAAAACUUUUUUUUUUCAAAGAAAUAUUCUUGUCCGAACGCGUAAAAGUUGGUUUCGAUUAUAAUAGCUCUGGUCAGGUGGAACUGGCCAUUUCUCAUGUCAACCGGGAUUUUUCGAACUGAUAUUUUCGCUUUUGAUAAUCCAAAACAUCACUUAUCAACUUUUAAUUUUUAUUUUGGUCAGUUGAAGACGGAAGAAGAGAAAAUGAAACGAAACGAUAAACUUUAUAGUAUUUAUUUUCCUUUGACCUCAUACAUAAGACCAUAAUCUCAGUCUCUUGAUCUUGUUCAUAUUUGAGCUGAUAAACACUUCAAAAAGCUUUUUCAACAAAGAAAAAAAGGCAUUUGAUAACUUCCAUUUGAGCGGCUUUGAGAUGUCUGAAAAACUUUGCCACUUCUUGGAAGUGCAAGUCCUUUAUUUUGAUGGAGUUUCAAACAAAGAACAAGAAAGAGGAAACUACGUAAGAUUUAAUAAAGUUUGUUUGGUUUAUAUCUUUUCUAUUAGAAAUCAUGUGAAGCAGUGAAUAAUGGACUAAAAAUUCAACAGUUUGAUUGAAAUGGGCAAGUGACUAACUUCAACUUGACAGUUGCAAACGUGAAAAAAUUCAAAAACAACCCAAGCUCAGACUUUUGAAGCAAUUUUGAGGCUUGAAUCAAAUUUUUUUUGAAUCCAGGAAAAAAGAAAUUCAGGCCGGCGAUCAAAAUGUCGUUCUUGUCGUCUAAAUCUCUGCUACAAGGCCAGAAUGCGAUCUGAAGGUGAUUUCAAAUAAAUUAUAAAUUUUUACAAAAUCCUUAUUUACAGCAGUGGGACAAGUUCGAGACUUGAGGACGAAAGAAGAAGAUUCGACGGACGAAAGUUUGCCGACGACUUCUUCCGCCUCGCCAGCACCCGAAUCGAAGCCGAUUGUUUCGAUUAUCUCGAAACUGGAGUACCAGAGAAUCGAUCCCUUGGAAGUUCCUUCUGUAAGAAAUUUUGAGGGAAAUUUGGAAUCUUUUCUCGUCAUUAAUGGCUUAUGAUGAGAUUGAUCUUUUUCAAAGACUUGAACUUUUUUCAGAUAGUAAAACCUAACUUUUGAAAGAGCGGGAAAAAGCGACUUCGGAAGGAAUUUCAAAAAAAUCUUGAUAUUCUUUCUUUUGAAAUAUUUUUUUGAUCUUUGUUUUUCUGAACAUAUUUUUUUGAAAAUUUCCGAGGAAUUUUUCCAAAUUUAAUACUAUAAUUGUAAGGAGAAAUUGUUUACAGACGUCGAUGCAAGCUCGUUGUCACCAAAUCCGAUCCCACAUCGAUAUGUACCCCAGUUUCGAUGACCGCGCAAUCGUUGCGAUGUUUCAUAAUAUUGAAAGGUUUUUUUUCAAAAACUAUUUUCGAGUGUGCUUUUCUUGAGUCUACCUUCUAAUCUUCGAAAGUGAGAAUGCGUUCCAAAAGGAUGGUAGAGGCACUUUUUUUCUCUGAUCGCCCUCUUUUUUACCAGUGCUCUCUCGAAAAUUAACCGUACUUAGGAACGCCAGAGAGGCCCUAUAGCGGUUAGGAGAAAAAACAGCCCAAAUAUGGGGCGAAAAGUGUCACUAUAAGAGUAACAGUUAGGUGGUCCCUAUAGGGGUUCCGGGUCUGAUCCCUAAACUUCUAAAUCUUGAGUGUUCCUUAUAGGGGUCACUUCUGCAAGGUUUAGUGGCCCCUAUAGGGGAGGUGAAGAGCGGAAAGGUUCUACUAUUUAGACCACUCUGAAGUUCCUAAAACCUAAGUAGACUCUUUUUUCCUAUAGAAACUGCGACAACAACCUCGGAUACGCAUCGGCCGGCAAAUAUCCAUCCGAAUUUUCGACUGACGUGCCCGUCGAUCUGGCUCUUUUGCAUCCGAGACCAAUUUCCGAUGAAGUUCCGGUCAGAUAAAAUGGUUUACUUAUUACUGAGUUGAAGGUUUUCAGAUCGCCUAUGUACGCAAAAAGUUCUCCGAGAAUCCAGAAGAGAUGUUCAAAGAGUUCUAUUGUCGGACGAUUGUCCAUUUUUUCGCCUGGACUUCGGCCAUCGAGGAUUUCUCGCAGUUGAACAUGAGACAGAGGGUCGGUUGGUCAAUGCUUUGAGACCUAUUUUUGCAGAAUCUCAAAAUGUACUGGAAUCUUUCCAGACAAGAAUUUUUAUAAAUAGGAUCUUGUUCCAUAAACAUGUGAACAAAAAACAACUUUCAGAAAAUUCUUGCAAUCGAAGCGGUUGUUCCUGGCUGUUUGAUGAUGCACGCCUUCGGAAUGAGCCAAUGGAGAGUCAAAAAUGGAGCUCCGAAACUGCCGACGUCUUCAGAAAUCGAUUUGAAAACCAUGAUUGAGUGAGUUUUCAAAAGUUUCUCAAACAUCAAAUGUUUUCCAUCAAAAAAAAGUUGGUAAAGUUCUUUAAAUUCUAUCCGCGAAACUGUGACUUCUUUCAACUUCAGUUUAUGAUUCAGUGACCACCCUCACUUGAAGGAAGUCAUCGAAACGUUCCAAUUUCACGUUUUGGAACCGAUGAACGUCUUGCAAAUAACGGCCGAGGAGUAUUCCUGUAUUCGAUUGAUUUUACUCUGGUCGGGAGGUGGGAAAUUAAUUCCGUAAUUUUCUGUUGAAAAAAAAAUAUUUUUAGGCGAGAGCGUUCUGGAUAUGGAAUUGGCGCGUGCUUUGAGAGAUAGGUAACAAAAAUAAUUCAAGGAUUUGAAAAAAGAAAAUGGAAUUUAGGUACGGUAUUCUUCUGAUGGCGUUACUCCGGGCGGCGCUGCCUGAUGCCGCUGAAGAAGAAGUCAAACGACGAUAUUCUCAGCUUUUCGAGUAUUUCAACUCUGUCAAAGUGGGUUUCUUUCCAUUUCGAGAUGUACUCAUGGCUGUAAAUUGAAAUAUAGGCACAGUCGGUAGGUCAGAAAAAGGCUUCAUAAAAAGGUUCCUUUGAAAAAGGCUUCUAUUGAGCUUUCUUUUUGCACCUUUUCAUUGGCUCAUAUGCACCAUUUUUGCUGUCUCUCCCUUUUUUCCACCAUUUCUCGACCCAUUGAAGUUCUAGAAAAAUGGAAAGCUCGAUAAAGGGAUUCUCUUUGCUGCCUUUCUGCGGCCUUUUUUGAGCCUCUCCUUUUUAGGGGCCAUAUUCCGAUUUCGCACGAGGAUAUUCAAUUGUUAAUGUAAAAACGGCUCCUUAAAGUUUAUUUUCUGAAUUUUCUGGUAUUUUUUCUUUAUUCUACUGCGGUUUUGUUUCGUUUCAAAAAGUUAUUGUUUAUUAAUUUUCCCAGCUUCUGAUUAUUUUUCGUCUUUCAUUCUUUUCUUUUUUCAAAAAUCAAGUUUUCAAUCAGAAGCCUCUUUGACCCGUAUAUUGCACUGAUCUUCUGAAGAAACAACAAAAUAAAAGAUUUGAUUGAUUGAUUGAAAAAGAAACUUUGAAUCAAAAUGAAAAAAGAAUCGAAUCCAACUCUAAAUUUCUUCAAAUUUUUUUCAGUUUGCCUCUUAAUUCUUUUUCUCAUUUGUCAUGAAGAAAAUGCAUUUUCAGACGAUAUCUACUCGGUUUGUAUCUUGGAUGACUAUGAUGUUCGCCCGGGACUUAUGCGGGAUGAGGGACACUUUGAUCUACGAUUUGCACGUUCAUUCACCAGGCUCAACGACCGGAAAAGUUCCCAAAGAAGAGAAAAUCUGA
Messenger RNA from Caenorhabditis auriculariae, 4743 nucleotides. The record is from the annotation of a GenBank genome assembly. NCBI's taxonomy places the organism in Eukaryota, Metazoa, Nematoda, Chromadorea, Rhabditida, Rhabditidae.